This is a messenger RNA of Cajanus cajan (pigeon pea), 1498 nucleotides long. Lineage: Eukaryota; Viridiplantae; Streptophyta; Magnoliopsida; Fabales; Fabaceae. The record is from RefSeq and is a predicted model, not a curated record.
AUACCAAGUUUCAAAUUACUUGUAUUACACUAUUAAUUAGCACCAAAUGGAAAACAUAUUGUUGUAUUCAUUAACGAUUUUUGUAACGAUUAUGGCAGUACAAGCCCAACUAAAAAAUGGGUUUUACUCUUUUUCAUGCCCAAAGGCAGAAGCCACAGUAAGAUCCACCGUUGAAUCCUACUUCAAUAAAGAUCCUACAAUUGCUCCUGGCCUGCUCAGGCUUCAUUUCCAUGAUUGCUUUGUCCAGGGCUGCGAUGGUUCAGUUUUGAUUGAAGGCUCUUCUGCAGAGAGGAAUGCAUUUCCCAACGUUGGUGUAAGAGGUUUUGAAGUGAUUGAGGAUGCAAAAUCACAACUCGAGGCCAUAUGUCCUGGUGUUGUCUCGUGUGCUGACAUACUAGCAUUGGCAGCACGUGAUGCUGUCGACUUGAGUGAUGGUCCAAAUUGGUCAGUACCUACUGGAAGAAGAGAUGGGAGGAUUUCUUUGUCAUCUCAAGCCUCAAACUUGCCUUCUCCACUUGACUCUAAUUCUGUCCAAAGGCAAAAGUUUUCUGACAAAGGCCUCGAUGAUCACGACCUUGUCACCCUUGUUGGGGCACAUACUAUAGGCCAGACAGAGUGCAGAUUCUUCAGUUACCGUUUGUAUAAUUUCACCACCACUGGCAAUUCAGAUCCAACUAUAAACCAAGCUUUUUUGGCUCAACUUCAAGCACUUUGUCCCAAUAAAGGAAAUGGCUUAAGAAGGGUGUCUUUGGACAAAGAUAGUCCAGCAAAAUUUGAUGUUAGUUUCUUCAAAAAUGUGCGUGAUGGCAAUGCGGUUCUAGAGUCAGACCAGAGGCUGUGGGGUGACGCCACUAUGCGAAGUGUGGUGCAAAGUUAUGCAGGAAAUAUAAGAGGGUUAUUGGGGUUUAGAUUUGAUUAUGAGUUUCCGAAGGCUAUGAUUAAAUUGAGUAGUGUAGAGGUAAAGACCGGUACACAAGGAGAGAUUAGAAAGGUGUGCUCAAAAUUCAAUUGAUAUAUUAAAGGUGUGUUUAGGGAAAAAAAUUUCUAAAGAUACUUUUAGAAGAAAAGAAUAGGAAAAAAAAUUGUAAUGUUUCUUCACGUGUCAAAACUAGCUUAUGCACAGGAUUAAAAAUAAAAUCUUAAGAAAACUAAUAAGAUCUUAUACAAAUUAAGUUAUGCAUAAGUGAAUUUUAAGAUAAGAAGAAACUUAAUUUUUCUUAUGAUUUUUCUUUCUUAAAAGUAAUUUUAGAGAAGCAUUAAGUAGUGGCUUACUAAUAUAAUGGAACUUGAUAUAUUAGUGGGACUGCGGCUUGUAUAAUUCAGUGGCAAUGUGUACGUGGGUGCUUUAGUUUUCCAGCUUUUGGAUUUUAUAAUAAAGUUACCAAGAUUUUAUUCAUUAUCUUCUUAAUUUUCAGAGAUUUUGAGAGCUUUACAAUUAGUGUGUCAUAUUAGUGUUACUAGUGGGACUGUGGCUUGUAUAAUUCAGUGGCAAUAUGUA